AAAAAGAGGGCAGAAUCCCAAAAGCGCAUAAACCCCGCAGCCCCACGCCGACGCGGUUCGAUCGAUCUGGUGCUUCUCCGCGGCGCACGUCUUCGGAACGACUCCUCGAGAGGGUUCGAAUCUACCGUCGCGUCGAGGGGAAGAGAUGGUGCUGAUCGAGCUGGAGCCGGAGCCGGAGCCCGAGAAGGCGACGCGCCCCUCCCCGCCGGUUCCCGAGGAGCAGGGGGCCGCCGAGGCCGCCAGGGAGGCGGCGCGCGCCUCGUCGCCGCCGGCGCCUGGCGAGCAGGCGGGGGCCGCGGCCGGCGGGGAGGCCCCGAGGGCGGAGGAGGAGGAGGAGGCCUUCGAGGACGCGCUCACCGACGAGCAGCUGCGGGAGAAAGCUAGAAACCAAGCAAAUGAUGCAAAAGCAGAAGGAAACAAGCUUUUUGGUGCUGGACGAUAUGAGGAAGCAUUAUCUCAAUAUGAAAUUGCUUUGCAAAUUGCUGCUGAGCUGGAAUCUUCCGAGGAUAUACGUUCUGCGUGCCAUUCAAAUCGUGCUGUAUGCUUCUUGAAGUUGGGGAAACAUGAUGAGACGAUUAAAGAAUGCACAAAAGCACUUGAGCUCAAUCCAUCAUACAUGAAAGCCUUGCUCCGGAGAGCAGAAGCACACGAAAAGCUGGAGCACUAUGAUGAAGCUAUUGCUGAUAUGAAAAAGGUUAUUGAAUUGGAUCCUUCAAAUCAACAAGCCACGAGGUCACUGCUCCGGCUUGAGCCCCUGGCAGCUGAGAAAAGGGAAAAGAUGAAGGAAGAAAUGAUUGCGAAGUUGAAAGAUCUGGGGAAUUCGGUGCUGGGGCGCUUCGGGAUGAGCGUUGACAAUUUCAAAGCUGUCAAAGAUCCAAACACAGGUUCCUACUCCAUUCAAUUCCAGAAGUGAACACAUGGUGAAGAAAUACACAGAUGAAUAUCGGUGGGAGGCAUAUUUCAGUUAAUGGAGUCACUGGACUCGUCGCUGUAAUUGUCCGAGGCACUUCUGCAUCACAUACAUGGUCCAUGUUCACGUAAAAUCCUGCACAUCGAUCUGAACAUAAGCGAUCCUUGAAUCUUUUGUUUGCGCUCAUUGCACGUUCGAGAUGAUUUCCCCCGUCCGCGCGUGCGCGUCAUCCAGCUAGCUCGGUGCACCUUGGUUCGAUGGUACUUUCCUCUUCCGCCCUUAGAAACCGGUGGAGUGCGAACUUGUAUGAUAGUCACUUCGAACUCUUGUAGUUUCCUCGAUACAAGUCGCUUGUGAUGAAAA
Messenger RNA from Panicum virgatum (switchgrass), 1273 nucleotides. Its product is annotated as tetratricopeptide repeat protein 1-like. Lineage: Eukaryota; Viridiplantae; Streptophyta; Magnoliopsida; Poales; Poaceae. Gene Ontology annotation, molecular function: protein binding. The coding region runs from base 146 to 913 and encodes 255 amino acids. The record is from RefSeq and is a predicted model, not a curated record. The transcript is spliced from 5 exons.